Onychomys torridus (southern grasshopper mouse) is the source of this 1896-nucleotide messenger RNA. It is a transcript of the gene Csnk2a2, whose product is annotated as casein kinase 2 alpha 2. The coding region runs from base 381 to 1433 and encodes 350 amino acids. Gene Ontology annotation, biological process: regulation of chromosome separation; protein phosphorylation. Gene Ontology annotation, cellular component: nucleus; protein kinase CK2 complex; cytosol. Gene Ontology annotation, molecular function: ATP binding; protein serine/threonine kinase activity. The record is from RefSeq and is a predicted model, not a curated record. Lineage: Eukaryota; Metazoa; Chordata; Mammalia; Rodentia; Cricetidae. The transcript is spliced from 12 exons.
CCUUCUCCUCCUCCUCCCUCUUCACCGCCGUCGCCGCCGCUGUCCCUCUCCCGGCCGGUGGCUGCCGCUGCCGCUGCCGCUGCCUCUAGGGGCCGCGAGCCGAGCGGAGGCCGCCGCGGAGCACUAGCUCCGCCGUCCCGCCGGCCGCCGCAGGCCCCGGGCCGGCUCGGCGGGCGCCCCCCGCGCCCCCACGGCCCGAGCGUCCGUCCGCUCGCCCCCGCGGGCCCGGCCUGGCGCGGACGCCCGCCGCCGCCGCGCUCCUCUUCCUGCUCGGGCGGCCCGCGGCCCGCCGCCUCCCGCGCCUGCCGCCCCGCGCCCCGCGCCGCGCCGCCGCCGCCGCCGCCCUCGGCGCCCCGCGGCGCCCCCCGGUCCCGCCCGCCAUGCCCGGCCCGGCCGCGGGCAGUCGGGCCCGGGUCUACGCCGAGGUGAACAGCCUGAGGAGCCGCGAUUACUGGGACUACGAAGCCCACGUCCCGAGCUGGGGUAAUCAAGAUGAUUACCAACUGGUUCGAAAACUUGGUCGGGGCAAGUAUAGUGAAGUAUUUGAGGCCAUUAACAUCACCAACAAUGAGAGGGUGGUUGUAAAAAUUCUCAAGCCAGUGAAGAAAAAGAAGAUAAAACGAGAGGUUAAGAUUCUGGAGAACCUUCGUGGUGGAACAAAUAUCAUUAAGCUGAUUGACACUGUAAAGGACCCUGUGUCAAAGACACCAGCUUUGGUAUUUGAAUAUAUCAAUAAUACAGAUUUUAAGCAACUCUACCAGAUCCUGACUGACUUUGAUAUCCGGUUUUAUAUGUAUGAACUACUUAAAGCUCUGGAUUACUGCCACAGCAAGGGAAUCAUGCACAGGGAUGUGAAACCUCACAAUGUCAUGAUAGAUCACCAACAGAAAAAGCUCCGACUGAUUGAUUGGGGUCUGGCGGAGUUCUAUCAUCCUGCUCAGGAGUACAAUGUUCGAGUGGCCUCGAGGUACUUCAAGGGACCAGAGCUCCUUGUGGACUAUCAGAUGUAUGAUUACAGCUUGGACAUGUGGAGCUUGGGCUGUAUGUUAGCAAGCAUGAUAUUCCGAAAGGAGCCGUUCUUCCAUGGGCAGGACAACUAUGACCAGCUUGUUCGAAUUGCCAAGGUUCUGGGGACAGAUGAACUGUAUGGGUAUCUGAAGAAGUACCACAUAGACCUAGACCCACACUUCAAUGACAUCUUGGGACAACAUUCACGAAAGCGCUGGGAAAACUUUAUCCAUAGUGAGAAUAGACACCUUGUCAGCCCUGAGGCCCUAGAUCUUCUUGACAAGCUCCUGCGGUACGACCAUCAACAGAGACUGACUGCCAAAGAGGCCAUGGAGCAUCCGUACUUCUACCCUGUGGUGAAGGAGCAGUCCCAGCCUUGCGCAGAGAACGCCGUGCUUUCCAGUGGUCUCACCGCAGCACGAUGAAGCCUGGGGAAUCGACGGUCUGUUGCGGUUCCUACACUUUUCCAUAAGCAGAACAAGAACCAAAUCAAACGUCUUAACGCGUGUAGCGAGAUCACGUCCCGAGAGCAGACACAAAAUGGUGGCAGGCUUGGCGAGCACGAACUAGACCACCUGAAGGGCAGCCCACCACCGUAUAUCAGACCUCACUUCCGAAUGUAAAAGGUUCACAUGCCUUUGGCUUCCUGUUGACUUCCUCCCGACCCAGAAAGCAUGGGAAAUGUGAAGAGUAUGCAAAAAUGGUUGUUGGUUACUGUUGCUCCCCGUGCCCGUGACCUGUCCCAUGGCUGCCCGUUGCUCCAGCAAAUCCCAAGGACUGGCUGACCACAGACUCCACAGAUGGGAUCGGGGCAGUGUAUGGCAUGAUGGGCAGUUACAUAUUAUUUUAAAAGUAUAUAUUAUUGAAUAAAACGUUUUAAAAGAAGUG